AACAGCUUUGUUUUGACUGAAAAUCUGUUGCGUAAGCAAGCUUUUUUCCGUACACCUCGUAGCCAGAGUCCGUAUAUAAAAUGUUUAUAGCUGAGCUUUGAGCUGAUACCUAUCAGCUCAACAAUUUUAAGAUAAACGUAAAAGGAACAUUUUGCAAACGAAAACGUUUCUUUCAUAGGAAAACGAACAAGAAAGUCGUACUAUAUGUAGGAAACACGUCGAAAUAGUAAAUCCAAUCGUGAACAUGUUAACUAUCAAGCGUUUGACAUUUAGUCUUCUGCUCUUGUUUUACAUUACAACUUCGGUAAAAGGGAGUGGACAGGCAGCACAACCUGCUAAAACUUGCACGGUUAAUCUUGAUCUACUACCAUUGCAGAGAUGGAACAACUUCACUAGUUCAUGUGGAUUCAACUUAACCAAGGGAAGGGAGAUUAUUAAUGCUUUAAUCAAGUCCGUGGUGAAACCUGAAGUGAUUGAGCUCCUGCAAGAUGUUGGUGCAAAACUAGAUGACUAUCUUCCUCUUCCAUAUUCUGAUGAAUUGCGUGGUUUAAGUUCAACGUUGGGUCUACCACUUGGUGAUCUGGUCAUUUUAAAUCUUCUCUACGAUAUCACGGCUUAUGAUGAUUCAAGUUCAAAAGCGUGUACAAGCAUAGUAGCUUCGGACAAACAGAAUAAAAUAAUUCAUGGAAGAAACCUUGAUUAUCAAAUGCAACCUAAAUACUUAAGAGAAAUCACAAUACAAGUCGAUUUUCAGCGAAAUAAAAAGUCCUUGUUUAUGGCAACCACAUAUGUUGGGUACAUUGGUGUGAUCACUGGGUGUCGCCAUGGAGCAUUCUCUAUAUCAGGUGACGAACGAGAUAAAGGAAAAUUAUGGAAAAAUAUCCUUACUGCUUUAAAUGGUGGAAAAUCAACGUUUUUCGCUCAGAGAAUGAUAUUAGAGCAAGCUAGAAACUAUGAGGAAGCGUUACAGAUGGCUAUCAACACCCCUACAAUAGCCCCUGUUUAUUUUAUACUAGGAGGUGUGAAGUCAUGGGAAGGUGCAAUUGUGGUGAAAGAUAGUGGGAAAGUUGCAAAUGUUUCAUUGCUAGGAAGUGACUUAAAACACCCUUGGUACAUUGUUGAGACAAACUAUGAUCCCUGGUUGAGACCACCAGCAACUGAUGAUAGAAGAGACGCUGCAAUCAAUGCAAUGAACAAAGUUGGAAAAAAUAAUUUCAGCCCACAACAACUGUAUAAUGUACUUUCGGUUAACUUGGUGUUUAACAAAGAUACAACUUAUACCACCAUCAUGAGUGCUGCCGAUCCAAGUGUUUAUCAUACCAUGAUUAGAUAUGAUGCACCUAACUGAAAUUAUUUGGUAAACACUUUAAAUUUCCACCUUGCUUAAAUUUCCUCACUGUCAACUUUUUUCAAUUUUUAUUGAUUUUAUUUUAAACUUUAUUUAAAAGUUUAUGUUUUUGAAAUAAAAUAAAAUAUAUGUUUUUGACCUACAGUUACUUUAUUAGAAUUUCUACCUAAUAAUACUUUUGAAUGAUGUGGUACAUUUUACAUUUAUGAACAUCAAAGUGAGCAAUCUCUUCCAUGACUCCUUCAACACCAUUUAUUGACUGGUGGUAAAAUUUAUCAUAUAUGCAGUUUUUUUCUUGUUUUUUUUUUAUAAUUAUGCAGAAUUUUUUACUUAAACUUUUGUUCCACAAGUGUAAACAUGUCAGAUAUUGUAAGAGAUAAAUUGACCAAGUAUAUUUUAUUGAAUAUUUCACCUGCCCUUACCCAUAAAUCUGUGCAAUCUAUUUAUUUAUGUCCUUACUUUUAGAUUAUGUUUAUUAUAUUUUUAAUUGUUUAUUAAAUAUGGAAUUACAUACUUCGGUGAUUGUAUUAUGAAUGAACUAGCUAAAAUCAUGAAGGGAAUUAUUCCAACUGUAAUUACUUAGAUAUUAAAUGUAACACAUGGCAGGGACUGUUUUUCACUUUUAAUGUGACUAAAUUGCAAUUUAAAA
Messenger RNA from Ciona intestinalis (vase tunicate), 1997 nucleotides. Its product is annotated as N-acylethanolamine-hydrolyzing acid amidase. Lineage: Eukaryota; Metazoa; Chordata; Ascidiacea; Phlebobranchia; Cionidae. Gene Ontology annotation, cellular component: lysosome. Gene Ontology annotation, molecular function: fatty acid amide hydrolase activity. The record is from RefSeq and is a predicted model, not a curated record. Gene Ontology annotation, biological process: fatty acid metabolic process.